Messenger RNA from Hymenoscyphus albidus, 1006 nucleotides. The record is from the annotation of a GenBank genome assembly. NCBI's taxonomy places the organism in Eukaryota, Fungi, Ascomycota, Leotiomycetes, Helotiales, Helotiaceae.
AUGGAUAUACUGGAUAUUAUAUCCCGCCGGUCAAAGAGCCAGCGGGAAAAGAUUGAAAGGGAGUGGUUAACGGCAGCAGAGCUGCUCAAGAAAUGUUUGGAUAAAAAGCUGGAGGUUCUCGAUAUAGUUGAAGCUUCUUGCAAGGGUGAUCUUCAAUCUAGGGUUUUGAACAAGGAGAUUGAAUCCUUGAAAGUCUCAUGUCGCGAGACACAAAACAAGCUUCAAAACUACGAAAUCAAGGCUAGCAACGAUUGGUUAGACUACAGAGCGAGAUGUGAAGAACUUCAGAUUUCAUACGCAAGAAAUAUGCAGGAAGUCAGCAUGGAGGAGAGACUCCACUGGCAAAACAAGCCAACAGCGAAGCAGAGAAGCUCUCUUUGGAGUACGCACGACUUUUAGCCUCCGAUACUAAAAUCAUUGAAUGUCGCGAGUGGCUUGAGAAAGAAGAGAAAGAAUUGAUUUUUACAAAAGGCGAAUUCAGACGAUGCAGAACAUGAAGUCAAGAUUCCCGGAAGCGAAGGCCGAGAGAGACUAUGCGUACUCGGAGUUGCGUUCUCUCCUAGAGAACAUCUCCCCAUCACCAGAACCCAGAGAAGCCUCCAAAGCCGUCGAAUUAGCGGAAAAACUCAAGACUGUAGUCGAAGAACUGAAAAUGGCAUUAGAAGCAGAGAAGAGUGGCAGGCCAAACGACCAACAGGAAUACGAAUCGAUGUUGGAAGUAUACAGAAAGCUCCCAGUCUCGCAACACCUUCAAGUAUCCCGAGAACUUCUUUUGGAGUCUGCCCAAGCCCAUCUGUCUACCUCAGAAGACAAGCACUUCAAAAUUACUCAUGAACAACCGCGCUUGGCAAUAUCUCCCCCCUUGCAAAAGCAGGUCCCCGGAAAGAGGACUCACUUGGAUGAUGAAAUUGCCAACCGGGGUAACCCGGAGAUCCUCGAGACGCGCACAAGAAAAAGGCCACCUGUGAGUUACAAAGAAUUUCAUGCCCAAGACGAGCUUUUUUGA